Messenger RNA from Pistacia vera, 520 nucleotides. Its product is annotated as NADH dehydrogenase [ubiquinone] 1 beta subcomplex subunit 7-like. Bases 146 to 451 code for a protein of 101 amino acids. The transcript is spliced from 2 exons. The record is from RefSeq and is a predicted model, not a curated record. Gene Ontology annotation, cellular component: mitochondrion. Lineage: Eukaryota; Viridiplantae; Streptophyta; Magnoliopsida; Sapindales; Anacardiaceae.
AAACCCAAAACGACUCCGUAGAGCAAAGCCAUUUGUGAAACACCCGUACGGGCGGUGACGCCACUCAGACUCAGCACUCAAAACGCAAACAAAACAAACUGUAGCCAAACAAACCAAAACCAGAACCAUCUAUCAAUCAGAGAUCAUGGAAGUUCCCGGAUCAUCGAAGAAGAUGAUAGCAACGCAAGAGGAAAUGGUGGAGGCGAGAGUCCCCAUUCCGUACAGAGAUCAAUGUGCCCACUUGCUCAUCCCUCUCAACAAAUGCAGACAGACCGAGUUCUACUUGCCGUGGAAGUGCGAAAACGAACGCCACUCCUACGAGAAAUGCGAGUACGAACUCGUCAUGGAACGUAUGCUCCAGAUGCAAAAGAUCCGUGAAGAGGAGACCAAAUUGAAGACUUCCAAGGGCGCCGCCAUCCCUCUCAUUCCCAAAACUGCCAACGCUUCCUAAUCAUUUGCCUUCUUCUUUUUAUUUGAUGGAAGCAACUGCUGAAAUGUGGAUGCUUUGAUGUUUGUUGCU